Molecule: messenger RNA, 312 nt
Organism: Lachancea mirantina
Lineage: Eukaryota; Fungi; Ascomycota; Saccharomycetes; Saccharomycetales; Saccharomycetaceae
Source: the annotation of a GenBank genome assembly
AUGUCCGGCAGAGGAAAAGGUGGUAAAGGUUUAGGUAAAGGUGGUGCCAAGCGUCACAGAAAGAUCUUGAGAGACAACAUCCAAGGUAUUACAAAACCUGCUAUCAGAAGACUGGCCAGAAGAGGCGGUGUCAAGCGUAUUUCCGGACUUAUCUACGAGGAAGUGAGAGCAGUGCUCAAAUCUUUUCUAGAAUCCGUCAUUAGAGACGCAGUCACUUACACAGAACACGCUAAGAGAAAGACGGUGACGUCGCUCGACGUUGUUUACGCGUUGAAGAGACAAGGCAGAACUUUGUACGGUUUCGGUGGCUAA